Schistocerca cancellata (South American locust) is the source of this 2682-nucleotide messenger RNA. RefSeq lists its product as uncharacterized. The transcript has 2 exons. The coding region runs from base 1 to 2682 and encodes 893 amino acids. Lineage: Eukaryota; Metazoa; Arthropoda; Insecta; Orthoptera; Acrididae. The record is from RefSeq and is a predicted model, not a curated record.
AUGACCCCUUGCGAAGGCAGCACUCCCUGCGAUGGCAGCCCUCCUCUCGAAGGCAGCUCUCAGUGCGAAGACAACACUCCUAGCGAAGGCAGCACUCCUUGUGAAGGCAGCACUCCUUUCGAAGGCGGUACUCCUUGCGAAGGCAGCACUCCUUUUGAAGGCAGCACUCCUAGCGAAGGCUGCACACCUUGCGAAGGCAGCACUUCAUGCGAAGGCACCACACCCUGCGAAUGCAGCUCUCUGCGCAAAGGCAGCACUCCGUGGGAAGGCAGCACUCCGUGCGAAGGCAGCACUCCGUGCGAAGGGAACACUCCUUGCGAAGGCAGCACUCCUUGCGAAGGCAGCACUCCUUGUGAAGGCAGCGCUCCUUUUGCAGGCAGCACUACUUGGAAUGCAGCACUCCUUGCAAAGGCAGUAUUCCCUGCGAAGGCAGCACUCCUUGCGAAGGCAGCACUCCUUGCGAAGGCAGCAUUCUGUGCAAAGGCAGCAACCCUUGCGAAGGCAGCACACUGUGCCAAGGCAGCACUCCUUGCGAAGGCAGCACUACAUGCGAUGGCAUCACUCCCAGCGAAAGCAGCACUCCGUGCGGAGGCGGCAAUCCAAGCGAAGGCAGCACUCCCUGUGAAGGCAGCACUCCUAGCAAAGGCAGCACUCCGUGUGAAGGCAGCACUCCUUGCGAAGGCAGCACUCCUUGCGAAGGCACCACUCCUUGCGAAGGCAGCACUCCUUGCGAAGGCAACAGUUCAUGCAAAGGGAGCACUCCUUGCGAAGGCAGCACUCCGUGUGAAGGCAGCACUCCUAGCGAAAGCACCACUCCUAGCGAAGGCACCACUUUUAGCGAAGGCACCACUUCUAGCGAAGGCACCACUCCUAGCGAAGGCAGCACUCCUAGCGAAUGCAGCACUCCUAGCGAAGGCAGCAUUCCCUGCGAAGGCAGCACUCCCUGCGAAGGCAGCACUCCUAGCAAAGGCAGCACUCCUUGCGAAGGCAGCACUCCUUGCGAAAGCAGCACUCCUUGCGAAAGCAGCACUCCUUGCGAAAGCAGCACUGUGUGCAAAGGCAGCACUCCUUGCAAAGGCAGCCCUCUGUGCAAAGUCAGCACUCCGUGCGCAGGCAGCACUCCUUGCAAAGACAGCACUCCUUGCGAAGGCAGCACUCCUUGCGAAGGCAGCACUUCUUGGAAGGAAGCACUCCUUGCGAAGGCAUCACUCCUUGCGAAGGCUGCACUCCUUGCGAAGGAAGCACUCCUUGCGAAGGCAGCACUCUGCAGCACUCUGUGCAAAGGCAGCACUCUGUGCAAAGGCAGCACUCUGUGCAAAGGCAGCACUCCUUGCGAAGGCAGCACUCCUUGCGAAGGCAGCACUCCUUGCGAAGGCAGCACUACGUGCGAAGGCAACACUCCUAGCGAAGGCAGCACUCCGCGCGAAGGCAGCACUCCUAGCGAAGGCAGCACUCUUAGCGAAGGCAACACUCCGUGCGAAGCCAGCACUCCCUGCCAAGGCAGCACUCCUAGCAAAGGCAGCACUCCUAGCAAAGGCAGCACUCUGUGCAAACGCAGCACUCUGUGCAAAGGCAGCACUCUGUGCAAAGGCAGAACUCUGUGCAAAGGCAGCACUCUGUGCAAAGGCAGCACUCUGUGCAAAGUCAGCACUCUGUGCAAAGGCAGCACUCUGUGCAAAGGCAGCACUCCUUGCGAAGGCAGCACUCCUUGCGAAGGCAGCACUCCUUGCGAAGGCAGCACUACGUGCGAAGGCAUCACUCGUAGCGAAGGCAGCAUUCCGCGUGAAGGCAGCACUCUAUGCAAAGGCAGCACUCACUGUGAAGGCAGCACUCCUUGCGAAGGCAGCACUCCUUGCGAAGGCAGCACUCCUUGCGAAGGCAGCACUCCUUGCAAAGGCAGCACUCCUUGCGAAGGCAGCACUCCUUGCGAAGGCAACAGUUCAUGCAAAGGGAGCACUCCUUGCGGAGGCAGCACUCUGUGCAAUGGCAGCACUCCCUGCAAAGGCAGCACUCUGUGCAAAGGCAGCACUCCUUGCGAAGGCAGCACUCCUUGCGAAGGCAUUUCUCCUUGCGAAGGCAGCACUCCUUGCAAAGGCAGCACUCCUUGCAAAGGCAGCACUCCUUGCAAAGGCAGCACUCCUGGCGAAGACAAAACCCCUUGCGAAGACAGCACUCCCUACAAAGGCAGCCCUCGUUGCGAAGGCAGCACUCCUUGCGAAGGCAGCACUCCUUGCGAAGGCAGCACUCCUUGCAAAGGCAGCACUCCUUGCAAAGGCAGCACUCAUUGGAAGGCAGCACUCGUUGCAAAGGCAGUACUCCCUGCGAAGGCAGCAGCACUUGCAAAGGCAUUACCCCUUGCAAAGCAGCACUCUCUGCGAAGGGAGCCCUUCUUGCGAAGGCAGCCCUCCGUGCGAAGUUAGCACUUCUAGCGAAGGCAGCACUCCUUGGAAGGAAGCACUCCUUGCGAAGGCAGCACUCCUUGCGAAGGCAGUAUUACUUGCGAAGGCAACACUCCUUGCGAAGGCAGCACUCCUUGCGAAGGCAGCACUCGUUGUGAACGCAGCACUCGUUGCGAAGGCAACACUCCUUGCAAAGGCAACACUCCCUGCGAAGGCAGCACUCCUUGCGAAGGCAGCACUCCUUGCGAAGGCAGCACUCUGUCAAAGGAAGCACUCCAUGUGA